Labrus bergylta (ballan wrasse) is the source of this 2029-nucleotide messenger RNA. NCBI's taxonomy places the organism in Eukaryota, Metazoa, Chordata, Actinopteri, Labriformes, Labridae. The record is from RefSeq and is a predicted model, not a curated record.
CAACAUAGUGAUUUAUAUUUGUCCAACAACCUGCACAAUAUCUUCUGCCUUUUUCCUCAUUUUAAAUUGUACGUUUUCCUUCUUCUUCCAGAUGCUGACAGCAACGAGGAAGGAGGGCCAGAAGACGGUCCUGUGGAGGAGGAAGGCUGGUUUGGGAAUGCUUCUGACACGCGCUCAGAGUCGUCAUCCUACGGAGACACCCAGGAUGAGCUCCUCCUGCCCAGGGGCUCCUCUCCUGAUGAGCGCCCUGGAGUCAGCUCAGGGUCUGGGGACCAUGAUACCUGCGAAGGUGAGAGCUCAAUGGGUUGCCCCACACCUGUCCAUCGUGCCUCUUUGGAACUUCUCGGACUGGAUGGAGGUGCAUUCUCGCCCCAGGACACGCUCUCGUCUGUGGUGUCAACACUCUACGGUGAGGCUGCAUCUCGUGCCCUGGGGAAACCCCUCAGCAGCAACCUACGGCGCCUCCUAGAGGCUGGGUCACUGAAACUUGACACAGGGGAGCUUCUGGGUCGUUCAUCCAGGGGUGGUGCUGGAGGGGAGUCACCACCGAUAGGUCUAGCUCCACCUUUGACCCUCUCCCCUUCUUCCCACCAUGCCCAGCAGUUAAGUGCUCUAGCCCGAAAACUGGCUAAUAACAACAACAACAGUGGCUCAGCCUCACCGGCCUCCUUGGCACCCUCAGUUACCAACAUUAAGCAAGAGCCCCUUGACCCCUUUAACUCUAUAACCCCAAGCAAUGGCAGUGGUUUCGUAUGGGCAGGUGUUGCAGAUAAAUGGCCACCAGCCAGCUGCUCCACACCCUGCGGAUCCAGCUUGUCCCCCGACUCUGCCAUUCAGAAGCUAAAAGCCGCAGCUAAUGCCGUACUUCAAGACAAAAAUGCCGUGGCUUCCUCCUCUACGAACUCCUCCUCCUCCUCCAACUCUGCCUCUUCUGCAGUGCCCACCCUAGGAGGAGGGAGUCGAGGAGAUGAUGUGGUGCGCUUUGAUGCCUUCAACUCUCCUUUCAGCCCACAGUCAGCUAGCUCCACCCUCGCAGCACUCUCCAAGAAAGUCAGCGAGCGGAGUCAAACCUCUUCAACGACCAGCACUGCUACUGAUCACCAAGCCUCAGCCAGCUCCUUCCUCUCUCUUGUGUCCAUGACCUCCUCAGCUGCCUUGCUCAAAGAGGUGGCAGCCAGGGCGGCAGGAAACCUGCUGGUAGAGAAAAAGGAUGGUUCCUCCUUAGCGUCAGCAGGGGUCCUCCAAGAGGAUGUGAAGCCCCUGCUGGACAGAAACCAGAAGACUCCCACACCCUCUACACCCACCCAAAGCCUAGAGCUGCUGUUGCCCUCAACUCCAAAGGUCAGAGGCAAACCCAACAGCCAAGCAGGCUCUCCUGAGGAUGGUGGCAAACCGUUCCAGUGUCCUGUCUGUGGACUGGUCAUCAAACGCAAAAGCUACUGGAAGAGACACAUGGUCAUCCACACAGGCUUGAAAAGUCACCAGUGUCCCUUGUGUCCCUUCCGCUGUGCUCGCAAAGACAAUCUCAAGUCCCACAUGAAGGUACAUCAGCACCAGGACCGGGGUGAGACGUUUCAGUGUGAACUGUGCCCCUUCACCUCCUCCCGUCACUUCAGCCUAAAGCUUCACAUGCGUUGCCACCAGCACUUCCCCCGCACAGACGUCAAGGUGAAAGAGGAGCUCACCACCGACACAGAGGGCGAGGGCUCCCUGAUGGGUGACAGUGGCUCCACAGACCUGCGAGGGUCAGAGGCGUCGCCACUGCACUCAGACACACAGCAGCAGACAUCCCCGCCGCUGCUCGAGGCCUCCUCAAAUCACGUUCACAUAAAGGAGGAGCCGCAGGAUCGAGAUCUGUCUGUUCUCUCCCCAUUUAGCAUGUGCAGGGACCGUCCUAGCAGCAGUACCAACUCCCUGGACCUGCCUGGGGUCGGGAUCAGAUCCAGUCCAAGUGGUCCAACCACAGCCUCCCUCUUCAGCCCUGACAUCAGUACCAAGACAGCCACUGACCUGCUUAUGAAGCUUUCAG